This is a messenger RNA of Saccharomyces eubayanus, 2283 nucleotides long. RefSeq names its product protein phosphatase regulator GIP4 (gene GIP4). Lineage: Eukaryota; Fungi; Ascomycota; Saccharomycetes; Saccharomycetales; Saccharomycetaceae. Gene Ontology annotation, molecular function: protein phosphatase 1 binding; protein phosphatase regulator activity. The transcript has a single exon. The coding region runs from base 1 to 2283 and encodes 760 amino acids. The record is from RefSeq and is a predicted model, not a curated record. Gene Ontology annotation, cellular component: cytoplasm.
AUGGUGGACGUGCAAAGGAGGAAAAAAAUGCUUGCCAAGGCUGCUGCCGGAGCGUCUAUUCCGGCAAUCAAGGGUUCUGUUCCGUUGGACUCAUUUGAUAUCAAGGUGAUUCAGUACAAGAACGCUCUUUAUAAGCUGAAUGAGCUGAGCCGGCUGUUGAACGUGCUGGUGCCGCACUUGAAGAGGAAGGGGGACAGCGACUCGUACACGAUCAUCCCCCUUGUCAAUUUCAUCUUAUCGCUUUGUGAGGGCCCUAUAUUUAGCGUGAACCCCGUAUUGGCCAAAAGAUAUCACUUACUUUGCCGGUUCCAAUCGGUGAAGCUGACUGAAGUGCAGCAGAAGUUAUCGACAACUUUCGUCGACAUCGAUGGUUGGAUGUUUCCCGAGGAGAUGCCUCUAGAGCACUAUAAAUCGUGCAUUUAUAAUAACCCGUUGCAGUGGAAGGUUUUGAAUUCUCUUUCCUGCAUUGCGCAAAAUGCCAUCAAGAUAUACGAUGCAAAACUGAGUCAAAUUCUGCUAGAGAGAGACGCUUACAAGGCGCGUUCGCUGCCAUUAGACACUUCGGCCAUUGAGGAUUUGUUAAACCCGUUGGAAAUGUCACUGAUACUGGAUCUUGCCGUCUUGAUCAACGACCCGAUAAAAGACAAGUCAACCUACUCCUUUUACAAGUUGCAGUGGCAGGUCAUGGACAAGUUCAAUUCAUGUAUUCAUUCUAAAAUUUUUCCCGUUCUGAGAACAUAUUAUAACCAAUUGCAGAAAUUCUCGGAGACAAGGCCGGUUUCCCUAUUAAACUUACAAAACAAUCUGCCACAUUGGGAGUGGACCUUACACAGGAUGUACACCUUCCACUUGCGUGUUUUGUCUGUGCUAUGUGUCAUCAUCAGUCUUUCCAGACAAAUUUUCCUGCCGAACAAGCAGCAUUUUCUGGAUGUCAAGACAAGAUUGUCCAGUCAAAACGCGUACCUAUAUGAUUUGGUGAUCAAUGAGCUGAUGGCGUUAUUGUCCCCGCAAAGUGACGAGCUUUCGACUUUGGGGGAACUGCAAGAAGAUCUAAAGAUUUGGACUCAAACGACUCGUGCGGAUAAUAAUUUAUUGAGAACGCCUAUUUUCCAUCUCCAACCCGGUUUAAUCAUCGAAUUGUUUAAUAAUCACAUCAGCAAAAUUAUACCGAAAUUGAGAUCUAUCAUGACACUGCUAUCCAAUUGGAUGGAUUGCUGGAAAUACAUUGAGAAAAACUUCAAAGCUUUUGACAACGCAGAUGUCGAUUUACAAGAUUUAUUGAACGAAAAGCUGGCGAAAGAUAAAACGGCAUACAUAGAACUUAGGAACACGAAAAGCAAGCUAAAGAAAAAGCCAUCAAUUUCAAAAUUGUCAGCUUCCUCUUCUCCAUCUCCUUCCCCCAUGUCUUCGGCAAGCCCAUCAAGACAACCCUCUUUAGAGGCCGUGAGAACAAAAGCAAGGGCGCAUGUUACCUCAGCUUCAUCAAGAUCUCCCUCACUGUCGCCCACAAGAACAAAUAGUAACAGCAAGACUGCAGAAAUGAAGAAAAGCGUGGUGUCCCCGGAGAGAAGGAAGAUAAUUAACGGGAGAAGGCCAAGAUCUUCAUCUUUACAAUCGUAUACAAACAAACAACAAACAACAUAUUUGAGUUCUACUAGGCAUCCGCCAAUAAUGCCACAUUCAAAACUCAAUAACCAGAGGUCUAAUUCCUUACAAGCUUCCACUAUGACCCUAAACCAAAAGAUAGUGCAAGACACAGUGCGACACUUGAUGAACAAAACUUCCUCUACGCCUUCCUCGUCCGUAUCCUCCUCGUCGGCGCCCUCACCAAAGGUAUCGAGUAUAAGUAACUCUCCCUCAGUGAAAUCAUCGAGCGCUCUGACAGCGAAUGGCGGUGAAACCUUGGCUAUAGAAACAUUGUACCUGGAUUCGGAAUCAAACGCCGGCGAAAUAUCGACCAGAAGAGUAAGAUUCACCGGUGUGCCACCAAUGACGSACACAGAAAACCCCAAGCCAACGAAGAUGGGGUGGUACAAGAAGCCGGCGGUGUUACACUAUCCACCAAUACCUGCCUCAGCAAUGAUCAAGCCAUUACAACAUAAGUCCAAGUAUAGCACGUUAAGACAAGAAGAAGGGUUCACCUUCAGAAAAAGUCUUCGAGAUGGAUUAGAGUUGGAAAACGGUGAAACUAAUGCAGAGACUAAUAUGAUGCCAUUUGGGAUCGACAUCAAAGAAUCUGCAGGGCAUCGAAUAGCCACUAAGAUCAGAAACAAAUUGAGGUAG